CGCAGCAUCGCCUCCUCGCGCUUUCAGAGACGCAGAGCGGCGGAGUAGCGGAGCCAUGGGAAAGCUUCAAGAAUUUGAUAUCACUUUUACCAACAGCAAGGUGGUUUACGGUCCGGGGGAGUCUAUAAGCGGGACGGUGAAAAUACGAACCAGCAGCCCGCUGCAGUACAAAGCCAUCAAGGUGAACUGUCAGGGCUCAUGUGGAAUCUCCAACAAAAUGAAUGACACCUCAUGGACUCUGGAGGAGCAGUACUUCAACAGCACAUUGUCUGUAGCUGACAAAGGAACUCUGGCGGCGGGCGAACACAAUUUUCCUUUCCAGUUUCUCAUUCCAGUUGCUGCUCCAACUUCCUUUGAGGGACCAUUUGGGAAGAUUAUUUACCGUGUGAGAGCAGCCAUCGACACUCCCCGCUUCUCAAAGGACUACAAAGCCCAGAGACCCUUCUAUCUACUCAACCUGCUAAACCUCAAUGAGGUGCCUGAGAUUGAACAUUCGAGUUAUGCUGUGACCACUAAGAAAUUCAGCUACCUCCUGGUGAAGACGGGGACCCUGAUGCUGAAAGCUCGCAGUGACCUGAGGGGCUACAUCCCGGGUCAGGUCAUCAAGUUAGCUACCGAGAUCCACAACAAGUCUGGGAAGGACACGGGAUGUGUGCUGGCCAGUCUCAUACAGAAAGUGACUUAUAAGACCAAGCGGCCUUUGUUUGACCUGCGGACCAUCGCGGAGGUGGAGGGAGCUGGAGUGAAAGCAGGAAAACACGCAGAGUGGAGGGAGCAGAUCAUCGUCCCUCCUCUUCCUCAGUCAGCGCUGGCCGGCUGCAGCCUCAUAGACAUAGACUAUUUCAUUCAGGUGUCACUAAAAUCGCCAGACGCGGUCGUCACUUUGCCCAUCUACAUUGGGAACAUCGCUGUGAACUUGUCUCCUUCGAGGCCCAGUCCCUCCAGUCCAGACCACUGCGGCGCCGCCAUCGCCCCCGGUGCUACAGGGGUGACUCCCAGUGCCCCGCCAGCAGAGGAUGAGCCAGAGGAGGGGUUGUGUGCAGGGGGCAUGGCCAGUGAAGAGAUUCCAACCAAGAGUCACUCUCAGCAGGAUCCCUCAGGUCAGCCGGUCACCAUGUCCCCCAGCGCCUUCAGCCACGCACCAGGUGCAGCACUUCCUCCCAGCCACAGACGGCCUGAUGCGUCUGCUCCGCUCUUCUGUGUGUCCACCGGGGCCACCAUACCUUUCUUCACAGAGGGAAACGUGACUCCUGUACCCACUUCCUGUUCUCUCAUUCUCCCUCCAGAGUACAGCAGCUGGGACUACCCUCAUGAGCCCCCACCUUCUUAUGAGGAAAGCUGCAGUAGCGCCAACUCCAGUUUCAACAGUAGACAGUAGAGAAGAAUCAGGUGAUGAAGCAUUAUGACCACGCCCACCCACACCUGUCUGCGCUCGCCUCUCUACAAAUCGGGACAAUCAGACACGCUGGGUGAAAGAGGAUGGACAGUAACCCCCUACACCCCCACCCCACCCCCAAACACCCCAAAGAUUUUUUUCUUUGUCCUCUAAUAAUUAAAAAAAAGGGAUCAUAUCUUAUAUUGAAUAUAAGAGUUUUAAUUUCACCUCAUGUCCCAGCAGGUCGUGCCAGACAGAGCGGGUGAAUAUCACUGUGCCUAAAAGAAGUAUUUUGGAUUGUCACACAGCAUUUAGAAUAAUCUGUGAUUGGACUUGUUUCCUUCCUGAGGUGGGGGCAGGGUAAAUUCUCUCUCUCUCUUUUUUUUUUUUUUUUAAUGAAUUGUUGCAUCUGUGAUGCCUUGAAAAUGAUUUUGGCCUGCUGAAGGCUCGAGUUUGACAAGACCAAACGUUGGCCUUUUUUGUGGUGUCGUUCCUGUUGUGCACUUGUUAUUGUGGUUCACUUGUGUCUACAGUGCACUCAGGAAGUAUUCAGACCCCUUCACACUUUUUUCCACAGUUGGUUAUGUUGCAGCUUUAUGCCAAAUCUGUUUAAAUUCGUUUUUUUCCCUCAUCCAUCUUAGUACUUAGUCGAAGCACCUUUGGCAGUGACUAUAGCCUCGAGUCUUCUUCGGUAUGUCACCACACGCUUUGCACACCUGGAUUUGGGGAUUUUCUUUUCAUUCUUCUCUGCAGACCCUCUCAAGCUCUGUCAGGUUGGAUGGGGACCAUCAGUGUUCAGGUCUCUGCAGAGAUGUUUGAUUGGGUUCAAGUCAGGGCUCUGACUGGGUCCCUUAAGGACACUCACAGAGUUGUCCCUAAGCCAUGUCUGCAUUGUCUUGACUGUGUGCUUUGGGUCAUUGUCCUGUUGGAAGAUGAACCAUUGGCCCAGUCUGAGGUCCUGAGCCCUCUGGACCAGGUUUUCAUUGAGGAUUUCCCCGUACUGUGCACUGUUCAGCUUUCCCUCCACACUGGUCAGUCUCCUUGUUGUUGCAACAUAACAAAAUGUGAAAAAAAUGAAGGGAGUUGAAAACUUUGUGAGUGAACUGUGGGUGUGUCUCAAAUGUCCUCAUCAUCAGCAGGGCAGAGCUGUCUUCAUGCUGGAUAUCAAAAGGAGAGUUAACAGUCACAGUUCCUAGUCUGUCUGUAAAACUAAUUAAAACCCCCGUGUGUAGGAUCUUUUUUGUGAUUAUAGCAUCUUCUAAUAGCAUGGUCAGGUUUUUUUUUUAAUCCUGCACAGAGGGGCGUUAAAGGGAAAUAAUUAGAAAACUCCUCUUGAAAGUUACUUGAAACAGGUGGCAGUUAGAAAAAAUACUCAAAAUACUUAUGCAACCAACCAACACAUUUUUUAAAAACAUUUUUAUUUAUUUAAUUGUUUUAAUGACAUGAAUUAACCAAUUGGAAUAAUUACAUAUUUAUGUUUAAAAAAAGAUUUUCUCUGUAAGGGAUCAUCUAUGAUGAGAAAAAAGUGAAAAUGUAAAAUUCAACACACAGAAGAGCACAUACACUGACAUGCUCUGUGUUUGCAAGUAAUAAAUUAUUUUAAAAAUCCAGAUAUAUUUCAUCUCUGUGCUGCCACCUUGUGUUGACUCUUAUAACUGAGAGGUUUUGCUUUGAGACCAGUUUUGUAUUCAGGGGUUAGUUUAUCUGCAGAUGAGUCUCAUUUUUCCUGCAGCUGGACACAGGACUGCAGCACUGAUGCAGCCUUUCUCCGCCCUCUUGUGGUCAUCGCUGGUACAGGCUUUAUCUCUACUUGGUCUUGAAACUGGAGCUGAACAUAAUCAGCCAUGCAAACUGAAACGCUUAACUGAGUCCCUGCUUCUACAAUGCACCAACUGAGGUCUGCUGUAGUUUGUUAUUUGCAACCAUCUGUUGCAGUUGCAAGAAAAACAACUUAAGGUUUGAGAUAUAUGUUGUUUGAGAUGUGUUUUGCAUCAUCUUUUCAGUGUCAGUAGGGAAGAGAUUGUGUUGUUUUUUCUCCUCUUUGUUGCCUUAACUUUCUUUUAGUGUUACUGACAAAUUUCUGUCAGUGCAGAUGAUAAACAACAUACAUGUGCACAACACAGCACUUUUUAAUGGUUUGAGUGCAUGGUUUUCUUUGAGUGUGCACAUCUACUGUACGUGUGUGUGUGUGUAUGACAGUGUGUGUGUGUGUAAAAUAUAUCUUAUUUGGACGAGUUGCUAACCUCACCUGAGGUCUGUUUUCAAACUCAACUGUUUUCAAAUAGUUUCCUGAUUCAGUAUCUGAGUUACAUUGUUUGAUGGAGACAUUUUACUUUGCCUGUGUACAAGGGCUGGGUGAUAAUUUUCAGUUUUAAUUUUCAGUGUAAUUAUAUUGAGAUAUGACCUUAUCAUGUUAUCACUCUACAAAUGACUUUUGUCCAAACUAAUUUAUCAACAAAUAUAGUGAAGUUUUUGUUUUGCACUGAAACGUUUGCUCUCAUUAAAUGCAUAACAGUUCUUUGCUUUGAACUUCACUUAGAUUAUUUUAUGUGAUUUUUCAUAUAGUACAUUUGUCUUAUCAUGUCAUGUAUUGAUGACAGAAAAUAUCCUUAUUUUUAUCAUGUUGAUUUUAUCACCCAGACACAGCCCAACUAUGUUGUAAAAGCAUCUGCAUAUGUUCAGUGUCGCUUUCUGUGGGAAACUAAUGCCACUGAAACUCUUAAGCACAACUGUUGUACUGAAUGUUUGUGUGACUCUGUGUUUGUCUUAUUUUAUCACAUUUAAGUACAAUCUCAAGUCAAAGUCAAGUUUAUAUUCAAAUCUGUGAAUUUCAUAAAAAAAAAAAAUCACAGUUCUGGUGUUUUCUCUUGAGUGCAGAUCAUGUUGCCAAGUGUGUUUUCCAGAAUCUGUAUUUUUAUUUUGUGAGACACAUCUGAAACGACCAGAGACACAAACAGUCAUCCAAACCGCUCCACAUUAUUCUGAACGCACGCCUUAAACAGUCUGGAUUCCCACCACCCCUACCUGCCUCCUUACAGGAGCCUGUGAUGGUCGCUCUUCUUUCUGUCAGGGAGGACAUCAGGAUGUGCUCCUGCAGCUCUUCCUCUCCUGCCUCCUGAGGACUGUGCUAAGUGCACUUGAUGUAUACAAAUGUAGCUUUUUAAAAACAGUGAGGACACUGGACCUUGUUUUUUUUUUUAUUCUUGUUUUAGAAAAUAUGUGCAAUUCCUCUCAUCUCCAAGAGCGCUGCAGCAGUAGCUUUGUUCCCUGAAGUAAUUUCAUGCUGCCUUUAUCAACCCUGAUUCUGUUGAAUUCUUCUCCACCAAAAGGUACAAUAGCUUUACAGUAUGAAGCCCCACUUAUUCUGUGUUUUUAUUUUAUUCUCUCCUCCUCACAUAUUGAUGAGUGGUGUCUGGUUUUGUAUUUUUCUACUUGUAAACCGUUUACAGGUGCAGUAUGCAGAUACUAAUGGUAGCACCUCAAUCAGUAAAUGUACUAUUUGAACUUACAGUGCAGAAUCAAAGUUGUAUUGUACAGUAUAACAAUAAAAUUAUAUGACAUGC
Toxotes jaculatrix (banded archerfish) is the source of this 4938-nucleotide messenger RNA. RefSeq names its product arrestin domain containing 1b (gene arrdc1b). Gene Ontology annotation, molecular function: ubiquitin protein ligase binding; ubiquitin-like ligase-substrate adaptor activity. The record is from RefSeq and is a predicted model, not a curated record. Lineage: Eukaryota; Metazoa; Chordata; Actinopteri; Toxotidae. Gene Ontology annotation, biological process: protein transport. Gene Ontology annotation, cellular component: cytoplasm. The coding region runs from base 56 to 1378 and encodes 440 amino acids. The transcript has 8 exons.